AAAAUGUAUGUCCGCUCCAUCGCUGAGGAACCGAGAGUGCUUUAGUACUUUAAUACCAGUCCUCAAGUCUGUUUCUCUCAAUUCGUCAACUCUUCCGUAGAAUUUGCAACUUGCUUCUUCUGAAUCUAUGCAAGUGAGAUAUUAAUUAUAAUACUCUUGCCUUUUUAUUAUUGCUGUCAAUCUAGUUUCCUUCUAUCUUAUAUUUAUACCAAUAUCAUUGUGCUCUGGAGUCGACUAGGUUCGUGCUAAUAAUUUAGUUUUACUAGACUUGGGAUCUAAGUUUAUAUCUUCAAGUCCAACUUACAUGUCUGUUUCAUUUCUUGCGUGUUCACAUCUUGGAGCUAUCUUCAUCUCCCCUCUGCAAUCUCUAAAAAUUUUCAUCUUCACUGCAGGUUGCAAUUGCACUAUUGGAGUUUGCCCACUUGGUUGUUCAUCGAACAAUUUAAAUAUGUCAUAUUACGCAAGAAGGGGUGGAGAUAGGGGUAGUGGCCGUAUCCAAGGAAGUGGUGGGCGAGGUGGCUAUGCCAUGCGUGGAAGAUCAGGACUGCCUCCUCGAGGACCUCUUGGUGUUAGCUCCCGACCAUCUGCACGCACUAUUGCUAAGUCGUUUAGCAGAACCAAAGACAUGACUUGGAGACCUGAUCUAUUUAGUGAUAGUAUGGCGGCUAGUGGAAUAGAAACUGGUACAAAAUUGUACAUUUCAAACUUGGAUUAUAGGGUUUCUAAUGAGGAUAUAAAGGAGCUGUUUUCAGAAGUUGGUCAUUUGAAACGCUUUGCUGUUCACUAUGAUGGUUAUGGCCGCCCAAAUGGCACUGCAGAGGUGGUGUUUACACGGAGGAGUGAUGCAAUCGCUGCCCUGAAACGUUAUAAUAAUGUUCUACUUGAUGGUAAAGCUAUGAAGAUAGAAGUCAUUGGAAGUGACUUAGGCUUGCCUAUGACACCUCGUAUAAAUGUUGUUGGGGCAUCUAAUGGCAGAGCUACAAGAACAGUUGUUAUGACGCCUGAGUUUAGUCAACGUGGCAGAGGUUCAAGCAGUAGACCUUUAAGUAAUCCGAGCAACAGGUUUAACAACCGUGGUGGUUUCCAAGCUGGUCGAGGCCGUGCCCAGUUCCAGGCCCGUGGCAGGGGCCGUGCCCAGUUCCAGAGCCGGGGCAGGGGCCGCGGCCAAUUCCAGGGCCGGGGCAGAGGGAGGAAGCCUGAGAAGACUGCUGAUGAGCUGGAUAAAGACCUGGAAAGCUACCACGCGGAGGCCAUGAAAACCGAUUGAUGGCAAUGAUGGUGCUUCCUUUCAUGUCUCUGCUGGAAGAUUGUGGUGUAGCCGUUUGCGUUGUAUUAUUUUCUGGGAGCAUAUUACAUCUGUCUCCUUUGGUUUGAGGAAACUAUUCCCCUUACCCAUAGUGAUCUCGAAUGAAAAACCGCCCUAGUGUCUAGUAUCUAAUGAUUGCCUUAAAACUCGCAACCUGAUAGUGUUUAUUUUGAUUACCGGUUGCUUUGGAGAUUAUCAUGAAUGCUGCAAUGUCAAUCUAGAGAUGUGUUGACAAGCUGCC
Messenger RNA from Panicum virgatum (switchgrass), 1547 nucleotides. Its product is annotated as THO complex subunit 4D-like. The transcript is spliced from 6 exons. NCBI's taxonomy places the organism in Eukaryota, Viridiplantae, Streptophyta, Magnoliopsida, Poales, Poaceae. The coding region runs from base 305 to 1267 and encodes 320 amino acids. Gene Ontology annotation, cellular component: nucleus. Gene Ontology annotation, molecular function: mRNA binding. Gene Ontology annotation, biological process: mRNA export from nucleus. The record is from RefSeq and is a predicted model, not a curated record.